GUCGGUUCCAGUUUUCUCGCUGGCCGCUGUCUCGAGAGCGCCGGUCCUUCCAGCCCAGAGGCACCCAUCAGAGAACAGCAACGCAAGAUGGGCGAUGAGAUUGAGCCGAAUUUCAAGCCCUCCGAUCUAGGCACGAAGCAGUACUGGGACAAUGCAUACACACGGGAAGUCAAGAACUUUGAUGACUUUGGCGAUAUCGGCGAAAUUUGGUUCGGUGAGAGCAGCGUUGAGAAGAUGAUCGACUGGGUUCUGGAUAACGUCACCAACAAAUCAACGCGAACAGUAGAUCUGGGAUGCGGAAACGGGCAUUUGCUACUUGAGAUGUCGGCCCUUGGGUACACAAAUCUGGUCGGCGUGGACUACUCUGAAGCCGCGGUCGACCUUGCCAUCAAAGUCGCUGAUGAGCAGCGCCGAACCGGCAUCACCUAUUUGCCACUGGAUUUGCUGGACGAGGCUGCGCUCGCUGCGGGUGGCCACUGCGAUGCAUACGAUCUCGCUUUGGACAAGGGAACGUUUGACGCCAUAUCCCUCGCGACUCCAGCAGAGGGAGGUAAUGGGGCUGACGCUCAUCCAGCCGACCUCUAUCCUUCAAGAGUCGCAUCAAUGCUGAAGGACAAUGGAAUACUUGUGAUCACCAGCUGCAAUUGGGUGGAAGCCGAGCUCAUCGAGAAAUUCAAAGCAUACUUUGUUUUCCAGGCAAGGAUCAAACAUCCCACCUUCACGUUUGGCGGAAGUGAGGGUCAGACCAUAACCACGGUCGUCUUUCGCAAGAAAUAGUGAUGACUUGUGACGAUAAUCCAACUGCGCAGCCUUCGAAAUGGAAUAGAAAUCGCCGCGAUGCAGCCUAUAUUGCCGUAUCAU
Messenger RNA from Polychytrium aggregatum, 861 nucleotides. Its product is annotated as S-adenosyl-L-methionine-dependent methyltransferase. Gene Ontology annotation, biological process: peptidyl-lysine monomethylation; peptidyl-lysine dimethylation. The record is from RefSeq and is a predicted model, not a curated record. NCBI's taxonomy places the organism in Eukaryota, Fungi, Chytridiomycota, Chytridiomycetes, Polychytriales. The transcript is spliced from 6 exons. The coding region runs from base 88 to 777 and encodes 229 amino acids. Gene Ontology annotation, cellular component: cytoplasm. Gene Ontology annotation, molecular function: protein-lysine N-methyltransferase activity.